Messenger RNA from Dentiscutata heterogama, 531 nucleotides. The record is from the annotation of a GenBank genome assembly. Lineage: Eukaryota; Fungi; Glomeromycota; Glomeromycetes; Diversisporales; Gigasporaceae.
UGUCCGCCACCACACAAGCUACCCGUGUUAUAUCUCCUUGAUUCUAUUAGCAAAAAUGUUGGUGGUAUAUAUAUCCAAUUAUUCGCUCGAAACCUUUGUAAUACCUUUAUGGAUACGUAUGAUGUCGUAGAUCAACCAACGAAACAAAAACUUGAGCGAGUUUUAGCCACAUGGAAAAGUGGCCCAACAGGUGCACCAGUGUAUUCAACUGAAGUAACUGGUCAAAUCGAAAGAGCUCUACUGAAGCAACAGAGGAUGCAAUCACGCGGAUCAAUAGAUGUCGGAAGGCAUAUUCAUAUUAAUCCUAAUUUCUUAAGUGGAGCUAUUGGUCAGAAUACUUUAGCAACCUACCAACAACAAGCACAGCAAUUACAACAAUCACAACAAAAUCAACAAUUACAAGUUCAGCCAGUUACCCAGGUUCAGCCAGUCCAACAAACGGCAAAUCAAUGGGUUGAUAACGCUAGGUAUAACAAUGGGAUAUCAGGAUACACUGCAACGCCAAACCGACAAGGAUAUUAUUCUCAGCAG